UCGUUAUUGAUCGUCCUGUUACUUAACGUUACUUACGCCACUUCUCAUGUCGCUAAAAGUUCCCCUCCCGAAGAUGCUCAAGUUCAAGAGACGGCUCCACGCUCGCCGAGCUCCGAGCCAAAGCGCCGUUUCAUCGUGACAAGGACUACUGCAGAGCUGUCAUAUGUUGCUUCUCAAUGCGAGAAUCGGGCAGGACAAUACCAAGGUUACCGCGCACUGCCGCCACGGAUCUGGCGAGUCGGAUCCGAACCUUGCCGAGGUGUUGAAGACCUAUGCAGCAUCUAUUGGGUGCUUCGCCAGUCUCUUGGGGGACUAUUCGGGUAUACACAGGACCCCGCGCCCAUAGCAUGCCAAAGCAAGCUGUGGCGCGACAUACUUCUGAUAGCGUUCUAUUCUCAAAAUUGCUGGACACUGGCCGAUCAAGACUGCACCGUCCACCCCCUUGCCCAAUUCCUUAACAGUCGUGAUCUGGUUCGAGCUCCCGACUCAUAGGCGCUCAGGCUUUUUGGGGGGUUUCUCGACAGUGCCACAGAGGAGGGCUCACAGCGGAAUUUUCGGUGAGGCAAGAUUCUCGGCCUCUUUUCGGUCAUGGGCUAUUUUCCGGCGUCCUUGGAUGCGACGGGACGAGGAAACGCGUACUGCUGUUUCUUACUUCCGUACAAAGCCGAUCAAUCCAAUGGUUUCC
This is a messenger RNA of Mycena citricolor, 685 nucleotides long. Lineage: Eukaryota; Fungi; Basidiomycota; Agaricomycetes; Agaricales; Mycenaceae. The record is from the annotation of a GenBank genome assembly.